This is a messenger RNA of Myiozetetes cayanensis, 2732 nucleotides long. It is a transcript of the gene RAB41, whose product is annotated as RAB41, member RAS oncogene family. The transcript is spliced from 9 exons. Gene Ontology annotation, molecular function: GTPase activity; GTP binding. Bases 183 to 812 code for a protein of 209 amino acids. The record is from RefSeq and is a predicted model, not a curated record. NCBI's taxonomy places the organism in Eukaryota, Metazoa, Chordata, Aves, Passeriformes, Tyrannidae.
GUGGCACCGGAGCGCCCGGCGCUGUCUCCUUGUCCCCAUCACGGCUCCCGCUCGGCCCCCCCGCGCCGCCAUGUCCGCGCCCGGCAGCGGCGGCGACUUCGGCAACCCGCUCAGGAAGUUCAAGCUCGUGUUCCUGGGCGAGCAGAGCGUUGGGAAGACCUCCCUGAUCACCAGGUUUAUGUAUGACAGUUUUGACAAUACUUACCAGGCAACCAUUGGCAUUGAUUUCCUGUCAAAAACGAUGUAUCUGGAGGACCGCACGAUCAGGCUGCAGCUGUGGGGCACAGCCGGCCAGGAGAGGUCCCUCAGCCUCCUCCCCAGCUCCACCCGUGACUCUGCUGUGCCUCUCAUUGUCUGUGGCAUCACAAGUGCGGCUGCAGCUCUGGGACACGGCGGGGCAGGAGCGCUUCCGCAGCCUCAUCCCCAGCUACAUCCGCGACUCCACCAUCGCCGUCGUGGUCUACGACAUCACAAACUUGAAUUCUUUCCAGCAAACCUCCAAGUGGAUCGAUGACGUCCGGACAGAGCGAGGCAGCGACGUCAUCAUCAUGCUGGUGGGGAACAAAACCGACCUGGCAGACAAGAGGCAAAUCACUACAGAAGAAGGUGAACAGAGAGCCAAAGAGCUGAAUGUGAUGUUCAUUGAGACCAGUGCAAAGACUGGAUACAAUGUGAAACAGCUUUUCCGCCGUGUGGCUGCUGCCUUACCUGGGAUGGACAGCACACCAGAGAAGAGCAAAGAAGACAUGAUUGACAUCAAACUAGAGAAGCCCCCCGAGCAGCCAGUCACGGAGAGCGGGUGCUCCUGCUAACGGCACCUCCCAGCCAUGCCCUGAGAACAUCACUCAUUGCCCAGGCAUCCCUAUGUGGGGCUGGAAAACAGCUCCUGAGAGCGACCUCCCUGUUUACUGGUGGGGAGCAGCCCCGGCCGCCCCUCUCACUGCAUGGUAUGAGCCCUGAGUGCAGAAUGAGUGUCCUGUCUUUUGAGUUUAUUUUUUUAUGUUGUUGCACUUUGGCACCGUGGUGCCCUUUACACUCUCUCUCUCUGUCCCUCUCUUCCUCCCCUUCUCCCCCUCUCCCCCACCUCGAGCCCACCUGCUCCCCUGUACCUUGUGAAUGCCAUGGAAAAGCCGCCACGUUAGGGAAGACAGAAACGAAGCUUUGGGGGUGGGUUCUCUGCCUUCCCUACUGCCUUGCAUCCCAGCCAGCUCCCUGCCCUGCCUGUCCUGCAGCCCCACUUCCUCUGGGAAGGCUGCUCCUGUAAACCAGUCCCUUGGACUCGGCCUUGCCUUUCUGGACAGCCCAGGUCACCUGUUCCCAGGCUUUGCUUCCUGCAGGGCACACACACAACAUUAACUCCGUGGUUUCUCCUUCCUGCUGAUGGCCCUGCCUCACUCUUGCUCACAACUUCCAAGUUUUGCCCCUGGUGUCACACACAGCACUGGAAAGCCCCAAACUCUGAAAGCUUUGGCCUUGUUGCUCCUGUCUGUGUAACAGAGACAUCCCACAGCCUGCUCUCCUCGCUUGGAAUCCCUUCCCAUCCAGAGGACGUUGGUGCUUGGUGAGUGUUGGUGUAGGGAAGGAGGAGGAGGGAACAGAGGCUUUGCAGCGUAAGGCUGGGUGGGGAGAGAUCCUCAGGGAUUCUGAAAGCAAGCAGUGACCUGAAAUCCAGCACUGCUGGGGCAAUACCUGUCCUGGCAGUCAUGGAUUUGGCUCAGGCUCCUUUCCUGAACUCCAUUCUCCUGUUCUCCUCGUCCUGUAGAUGGGGAACUGCUUCUCUGGAGCAGGAGAGCCACAGCAGAUGGAAGGGCAGCAUUCCACUCUUAUUCCCAGGUUGCUGCUUGAUGGGAUCCCACCCAGCUGCCUCUGCCUUUGGAGCAGAACUCUGGGAUGGGGCCACCAACCCUUUCACUCCUGAGGGCUGAGGGGAGCAGGGAGUGACUGUCAGAGUGGGUGCAGGAAUGGGGGAUUGUCUGCUGCUGAAGGGAAUUCUGGGGUCAUUUCCCAACCUUGGAGGUUGGGAAAUGCCUCCUCUCCCCACUGUCCCUGGUUUUCAGAGCUUUUCAGAGCUUUUAGUGGGGUUUUUGGGUCCAUGUGUCCUAACAGAAGUCAGGAGGUUUGUCAGUUGGCAGAGAGGAGAAUUUCACUGCCCUCUCCUCCCGGGCUGUGUCACCGGGAGGAUGCUGGUGGCAGGAGAGGGACUGAGCACAGGCUGUCCCUGACCCCGUGUGUGGAGCCCACGGGCCCUGAGCAGGGGAAGGGGCAGCUGGGGCUGGGAUCUGGCAGUCCCUGGGAUGGCAGGUUGUCCCUUCCCUCGGGGUGAGCUGGGCUGCAGGAGGAGGCUGGGCUGUGGUUCCCCGUUCCCUGUGGAGUGUCCCCUGUGCCCCCGGGAGGCGGAUCCCUGUCCCUGUCCCUGUACAUACCCGUUGGGAUCGCUGGUGUCGCUGUGUCCCUGUGUGUUGCUGUCCCCCCCGCGGCGGCCCCGCUGCCCCCCCUGUCGUGUUGUUGGAGUCGCGGAGCGGGGAGGGAGGGGGGAGACCCCACUGACGGGGUGGGGGUAAUUAGUGAAAUGAAUAGUUCCCUUCCCUCUGUCCUCUCUGGUGUGUUCAAUGCCGUGUGUGUCGGCCCCGCUGUCUCGUAGCUGUAGCGAGUACGUGUGAUUAUUACUCUGAGUAUGGACUGUCUGACACAGCCCUGUAUCACAACCAAUAAAUAAAGUUAUUUCACCAACA